Messenger RNA from Oncorhynchus kisutch (coho salmon), 6053 nucleotides. Its product is annotated as protein FAM193A-like. The record is from RefSeq and is a predicted model, not a curated record. The transcript has 23 exons. NCBI's taxonomy places the organism in Eukaryota, Metazoa, Chordata, Actinopteri, Salmoniformes, Salmonidae. The coding region runs from base 201 to 5144 and encodes 1647 amino acids.
CGCAAUCUCGAGCAGCCAAUUCCUGUCCAGUGGCCAUAUUGAAAUCUCAAGUCUAUCAGGACUCUAAAGGGACUGGGUUGGCUGUCUAACUGGAAGUCUUUAAAAUAUCGUAUUUUUAUAACAGAGGGAUUUGAGCCAGACAUUCCACCUGAGACUCUGCCUGUACUGAACGGCAAGUUGUCUCUGACUUUUGUGGGAAAAUGAGUCCAACCGAUGCUAAACGAGGAGCUAAACGCAGGAAGAACAAGCGGGGCGGUGGCAGCAGUAGCACUGUCUGCAGUACCAGUGGCAAGGCCGGGGUUUCAGCCACGGCCCUGAGUCCUCAAGCCACGGCAACACCCGUGUCUACCAUGGGCUUUCUGACACCAGGGAGCUCUGGAAAUGGGAACAUGGUCUCUAUAACAGGCCUGAACGGAGAGGUCCCUAUGAACGGUAACGUUACACCACAAUUUUCGGAGGGGCCGGUGAAUUCCGACUUCUCUGGAGUCCUUCAGACCCCGUUCACAUUUGGCCUGAGUCAGAGGGCCCCAUACUCCACUACCGGUGACCGCUGCCUCCUGUGCCGGAGUGAGCGCAAGCCAGACAGCACCCUCCAUCCUGACACGGGGCUCCCCGGGGCAGGGCAGAAUGGUAUGGCACAGUCCCCCAGCGCACUGCAUCUGCCCCUGUGGGUGUGCUCCGACUGCCGGCGCACGGUAGAGAAGGAGGACCGCCACUCCUCCCUGGAGCAGUCGCUGGUGAGCCAAGACUUCCUGUUGCAAAUGCCUAUGGGUAAUGGAGGCUUGGGCCAAGAGAUGCCUGCCACAGGGGGCAGACUGACCAAUGGUGGCACACCCCCAACCCUCCCCACACUCCCCAUCCCAGACCUCACCACCCCUAUGACCGCUGACACCGUGUGCAGUUGUGAGGCCUGCAACGAGAGACGGGAGAUUUCGGCCGAGUCAGAGCGCGAGUCCCAGCUGCUGCAGAACCACUGGUCGGAGGUACGCUACCUAGUGCGGUGCAUCUACCGCCAGACAGGCACGCCGCUGGCCGACGACCACGACCAUCCCCUGGACCGUGACAAGGAGGGCAUGAAGGAGCUGGUGGACAGGCUGUGUGAGAAGGACCCGUAUCAGCUCUACCAGAGGCUGGAGCAGCAGGCCCGCGAGUACGUCCUAGAAAUGAAGGUGCGCCUGCUCAAGCACCUGUCGACCGGCUCUAAGGCUGCGGCAGCCGCCGCCCAGGGCCCCCCGCAGGCCCACCAGUUCAUCUCGCUGCUCCUGGAGGAGUACAGCGCCCUCUGCCAGGCUGCGCGCACCAUCAGCAGCUUCCUCCUCACCCUGGAGAACGAACACUUACAAAAGUUCCAGGUGACGUGGGAGCUGCACAACAAGCACCUUUUUGAGAACCUGGUGUUCUCUGAGCCCAUCCUGCACAGCAGUUUACCUGCACUGGUUGCACAGCUGAGGCACGGCACGGCCUCCCUCGACUCGUACAACGAGGACAUGUACAGGACCCUGCUGGAGAGCUACCAGCAGCUGGAGCAGGAGAUGGCCGCCGUGGCGGCCGAGUGGCAGGAGUGUGAGAAGAGGAUUGACGACUACGUCGACGAACAGCUGCUUUUUAAGGUGGAGGGCCAGAAUCUCACAAAUCAACGGACAGAACCACAUAAGUCUUUAAUUAGCAAAAAUACUUUGAAAACAAAACAACGGAUGCUGAAGGAAGACUGGGAGUUCUUUAAGCAGAGGAGGUUUAUAGAAGAACAGUUAACCAGCAGUAAGAAGUCUUUAGCUGGUGACAGUAACUUUACAGACACGAUGAGAAUGCUCUCCUCUCGUCUCAGCAUUCCAGACUGUCCAAAUUGCAAUUAUCGAAGACGAUGCACCUGCGACGACUGCAGCCUCUCCCACAUCCUGACGUGCGGCAUCAUGGACUCGCCCAUUGCCGAGGAUCUCCACAUCAAGCUGCCGCUUCAGGCCACGGAGCCCCCACAGCACCGGGACUACCUGGCCGAGGUGCACCCCCCCAGUCUCUCCUCCGGGGGCAGCUCAGCCUCCGCUUCGGCCUCCAGCUCGCCCAUCACCAUACAGCAGCACUCACGCCUCAUCCUGCCAGAAGGGGUUGCCACCACCUUUGAUGACGAUGCAGUGCCUCCACUGUUGGGCAAGUUUGCGGACAUCUACCCCAUGGGCAGCUAUGAGGACCCAGGGGUGGUGGCCGGCAUGAACGGCCUGCACAGCGAGCUCAAUGGUGGCGGAGAGAACAUGGCGCUCAAAGUUGAGUCUCCUGGAGGGAGCAGCAGUAGUUCGUCGGAGGGCGACGAGGAGGAGGCUGAUGAGGAGAGCUGCGGGGAGCCUUCGGGCCAGCGGAGGGAGCAUUCCCCAGGGAAGAGCAACAGCCCUCCGCCCUACUACCAACAGCAACAGGUGGAACAGCACGCCUGUGAGUGCCACGUGUGCAACCAGGUCCUGUCCUCCUCCCUCCCCCCCCUGGGCCCAGCUCCCCCUCUCUCCCCCCGCCGGAUCCACACGCCCCCCUCUGGCCACCACCAUCAGUUUUUCACUGAGGGCAACAACCAGACCCCCAACCACUCUGCCCUCCACCUCUACCCCCACAUCCACGGCCACCUGCCCCUGCAUAACCUCUCCCACCUGCCCCGGCCCCUGCUGCACCCAACACUCUACCCCAGCCCCCCCCUUUCACACAGCAAGCCUCUCCCCCCUUCCCCCACAUCGAGCCACACAGGGCCCAAGCAGCAGGCCUUCAGCCCCUCCCUACCGGACCACGUCUACCAGAACUGCUUUGGUGGAGGCGCUGGCGACUGGAACAGCUCGCUGCAGUGCCUCUCGCUCAAGUUCGAGAACAUCUGCGAUGCUGCCAUGAUGAAGAAUUGGAACCCAUCAGUGCUGCUGCAGGAGCCCCUGCCAGGGGACAUGCUGGGAUCACCCCACCACCCCAGCGUGCCCCUCCCCUCCUCGGGCUAUGGGGACCAUGCCCACACCGCCUCGGCCGAGUCCACCCCCCUUCACCUCCCCCCUCCCUUGCCGUCGGAGCAGCAACAGCCCCUGCCCAGGGAGAGGAAGAACACCGCCAAGAAGAAGUGUCUCUACAAUUUCCAAGAUGCCUUCCUGGAGGCCAACAAAGUGGUGAUGGCCACCUCUGCCUCCACCGCCUCAGUCUCCUGCACGGCAACCACUGUCCAGUCAAGUAAUAAUCACAUCCAAGUUUCAUCUAAAAGACCCAACUCCUUAGGUGACGUAUUUCACAAUAUAGGUAAAGAGGACCAUAGGCAACAACCUGGCCCUAUCGCCCCUAGGAACGGCCCCACGGCCUCCCUCCCUCCCCUCUCAUCUGGCCCAGCCCUGCCACCUGCGCCUGGUAGCACCGCCCAGCACCACUACCCCAGCAUGGGCUCGCAGCCCUUCCUAACGACGGCCACCCCAACCCCAGGCUUCAUGGAGGCCCACCACCAGGGCAUGUGCCUGUCCCCAGCCGAGCCGCCUGCCGCUGCCCCAGCCGACGGGGCCAUUAGCGCCCCGCCCAGCGUGUGCAGUGACCCCGAGUGUGAGGGCCACCGUUGUGAGGGAAACGGGGCGUACGACCACCAGGGCUACGACGGGGAGGAGAGCCAGGAUGAGGACAGCUGCUCGGAGCACAGCUCCUCCACCUCCACCUCCACCAACCAGAAGGAAGGGAAGUACUGCGACUGCUGCUACUGCGAGUUCUUUGGCCACGGCGGGCCCCCGGCGGCGCCCACCAGCCGCAACUACGCGGAAAUGCGCGAGAAGCUGCGCCUCCGUCUGACCAAGCGGAAGGAGGAGCAGCCCAAGAGGGAGGAGCAGCCAGCCGUGGUGGAGCGUGACAGCGCUGCCGAUGGCAUGGAGGACCCCCGGCGCGUGGAGGACCCCCGGCGGGUGGAGGACCCCCGGCGGGUGGAGGACCCCCGGCGGGUGGAGGACCCCCGGCGGGUGGAGGACCCCCGGCGGGUGGAGGACCCCCGGCGGGUGGAGGACCAUCGGCUGGUGGAGGACCUGCUGCAGUUCAUCAACAGUGCCAGCGACAACAAGCCUGCCUCCAGCUCCAAGGCCGCCAAGCGGGCCCGCCACAAACAGAAGAAGAUGGAGGAGAAGGUGCGUCUGGAGGCGGAGGUCCGCGAGCAGCAGGAGCGGCGGCGUCAGGAGGAGGAGGCUAUCCAACGGGAACUCCUCCGGCUGCAAGAGUUGCAGCACCUCCGCGCCGCCAAGAAGAAAAAGGAUAAGGCCAAGGAGCUCGCCACCCCGCUCCCUGCCCCCGUACCUCAGAACAACCCCCAGCCCCUCAAACAGACGGCCCAGAACGUCCUGGAGAACCUCCGCAACGGCAAGAGCCAGCUCCUGCACAGCCUCAUGCGCCUCCCUGGCCACAAGGAUCCCCGAGUGGAGCACCGACCCCAGCCCCGGCCUCCCCCCUCACAGCACAGCCCAAAGAGCAGCAGGGAGAAAGCCCUUACUCCGGCCCUUUUCACCCAAAAUGCCCCCAACUCCCCAGUCCAGUUUCUUCUCAACGGCUCCUCCGCCGCACGCCAACCGACGGAGGCCAAUGGCAAAGCCAAGCCAAAACAGCAGCAGCCAAUCGGGCAAUCCGCCAGCGAGACAAUGAUGGUCAAGAAAAUGCCAGAGGCGACCACCACCAACGGUACACCACAACUACCACCAGACGUCAAAGUGACCCGACCCAGGCCUCCCGCAGAAGAUCCGGUCGCCCCUCUGGCACCGGGACCCAGGAAGGAGGAGAGGAGCAACGGGAAAAGGCAGCACCAUCAGCAGUCGGCGAGCCAGGCGAAAGAGGAGAGGAGCGGACCCUUGAAGGAGCCCUCCCUACCCCCUGCCUCACAGACGGAGCAGCCCCAGCAGAACGGCAAACUCCUCAGCGCAGAAUCCCCCCAGCCCAAGGCCAAGUCCAAGAAGAACAAGAAAAAGAAGGCUGACAAGAUGAACAACUCAAUAGAUGACGUUUUCUUGCCCAAAGACAUUGAUCUGGACAGUACUGACAUGGACGAGACUGAGAGGGAGGUAGAGUAUUUCAAAAGGUUCUGCUUGGAUUCCGCCAGGCAGACCCGACAACGGCUGUCCAUCAACUGGUCCAACUUUAGCUUGAAGAAAGCAACGUUCGCCGCCCACUGAUGGGACCUCCCGUAGGGCAAAGAGACUGUGGCAGGAAGCAAUCAGCCCCCCCCCCCAUGCAAACUGCUAUCACAGACCCCGUCAUCACCUAGCCCUGCUGUGCCCACCCACGCUGCCUUGUUCCUUGUUGCUGUGCGGUUCUACCAUGAACCCAUCCUCUGGUCUGAUCCUCAAGCAGAACUCUUGAGAGAAUUGUUUUUUUUUGUUUUUUCAAUGAAAUGACACAAGAAAAAUGACAAAAUGCUACUUUCUACUUUUGUUUUUUUAUUGCUUGUUUGUGUGCUUUUAGUCUGAGGGGCAUUUCUCUUGACUUAAAGCCAUGUUCUGAAAUUAAUUUUCUUUUUUUCUUUUUUGGGCUGAUUCAUAGUCAAAAGAUGCUUACUAUGUAUGCUUUCUGAAAUCAGACACACAUGGAAACUUUUUUUGAGAAAAAGAGAUAUAUCUAAUGAAUUAAACUAAAGCCUCUCAAUCAGUUACUGUGGCUUACUAUCCCCUUGUUACCCACGAUUCCUCGCACGGCAUCUCAUUCAGUUAACUGACAAGGGAAUGGGCAUGGUCUGCCGCACUCUCCCUUGCCCCUACAACCUUCAAUUCACUGAGAGGAACAUGGCUUAAUACUUGACAACGUUCUUUUUUUUGUUUUUUCAGUUCCAUUUAACAAAACCGAUAAGUAAAAGUGUACCUGUUUUUUUUUUUUCUUCUUUUUUCCCAAUUUUUGACUUGUAUCCAGCUUCUAUCACAGUACUUUCAGAAUGAAAUUGAAGAAUAGAACAAUGCACACUAUCAAUCUGUUAUAGUGUAUAUUGUAUUAACACUGAAGCCAAACUGGCUACCUUUUAACAUAUUGUUAAGUAAUAUUAAAAUCUUAUCUUUCUUUUUUGAAAGAUGGAAUACAGUAGUAUGGCAGGA